UUUUUUUUUUUUUUUUUCCUUUUUCUUUUUAUUAUUUCUGUCUCUGCUUCCCCUCCAUUACAGUAAUUAGUUACCUGCUCUUCUUCUCUGCCCGAGUUCGCUUGGGUGUUGUCAUCGUGAGCUUGUGACGACACCUGCCACGAACGUCCCCUCUUUGCUCUCAACUUCCCCUCUUCUCCCUCCCCACCAUUUUUAUUACUAAGGUAUACAUACAUCUGAUCUUCUGACAGCUCGCUUGGCCCAAUUUAUUUUAAUCGAGCGCUGUCCUGGAAAGGGAAAAAUACCAAGAGGACGUCAAGUGUUGUCAAUCUCUCGGCAUUUGGGUGCCAAACGUCAUCCCUCUGUCUUCUUUCUUAGGCAGACGAAUUCUGUCAAACCCUCCGGCCAACGGGAAACAUCUCCCCUUUUAAGGCUGCUAGUGUCUCGUUCUAGAAGCCAACAUACUGUUCGGAUUGAUCGCGUCUGCCAUCUCGCUUGAUUUACGAUGUCGCAACACGACAAUCCCUCUCGGGAUUCGAAUGAAGCCAACCACACUUCCCCGCCGGGACAGGUUCUGACGGGAAAGCAAGAACACUAUCUCAAGCGCGAACUCAUCGCUCGUCAAGUCCGCGGUGAAAUCACCGAGUUGAACUCACCUACCGCCCUCCACCGCUUCGGAGCACCCUUCAAGUCAGACGUCGGGGAAGUCGCCCCGGUUGAUUCUGAACUCCCCAUCCUCCGAUAUAUCUUUGUACACCAUGUGCGCAACUUUCCGUUUCUCGACCAGGCUCGUGAGAAGGAGUUUUGGCAGGAUAAACUACAAGUGUUUCUUGAAUCCUUCGCGAACAAGCAUGUAUCGUCAUCAGAAGACCGUCUAGAGGAGACGAAGCGCAGAAAGUUGGCUCGGAAAUGUGAGAAGCUCGUCGAGCUCAUGAUGGUCUCGGGUAUCCCUACGGCAUCGGGAUACGAGGAACGGAUACAAUUCUCGGAGAUGGAAGUCGUGGACCGUGGGGCGAAUGAAAAUGGUUUGCUCGUCAAUAUGCCGGAGGGUCAUGCGAUCCAUGGGUGGGAUGUUAAUGUGGCCGCUGUGCGAAUUGCAUCCAUUAGGCGGACAGUGAGAUAUCAUCAACAUGCAGAAUUUAUCCUUCGUGUGCGACGAGACGCAAAGACUGAUGUCUUGGUGGCCCGAAGAUAUGGAGAAUUUGCCAAGCUUCAUAAGAGACUACGGACUGAAUUCCCUGGCAAAAUCCUGCCCCCUCUUCCAAGAAAGAACAAAUCAUCGACCUCUAGCUUUUUCUCAUCUGGAGACGAUGAUGCUUCUUCGGUUUCGUCGUUGUCGACAGAGAGUACCAACGUUCCCGAGGAGGGGUAUGUCUCCCGGACGCUGACCCCCGGGAAUCAUCAUCACCGGUCUCUGUCCAGGUCGUCUAGGAGGUCAUCCAAGUCGCCAAGAGCUUCGUCAGAGGUCCCCAGAGAGGCCUUGCUCUAUAGAGAAGAGCAGCGGGUGUCUCUUCGAGCAUUCCUCCGCACGAUACUACAAAAUAAGCGGAUCGCCGAGUCGAAGGCUGUGGAGGAAUUCUUGACUGCCCAGCCCGUCACUUUGAAUGAAGAAGAGCAGAUUGAUAUGCAAAGAAGAAAGGAGGCAGAUGCUGUCAGAGUGGAAGAGCAGAGACGGUUCUACGAGAUUGCGAGACAACGUGCUGCUGAGCUGGACGUUUACAUGGAGAAAUUCCGCAGAGAUAUUGUGGAGAGCAAUGGAUUGACCAAGCUGUUCUCGGAGAUUCGGGAGAAACCCACUAUCGCGGAUCUGAGUCCCCAGUACAAAAAAUUCGCCGAAUGGCUUCGCAUUGAGGUUGCUGCGACUGUAUACCAUCUGUUCUUGGCAGAAGACAACUCCCCAGAACUCUUUGCACAAGCCAAGAGGAUUCACUCCCUUGUCCCAUACACUCUGCUCAAGAACGUCAUCCGUAUCGCCAACCCUGCGGCUGUCAUGUCGGGUGUCUUGGAUCUUUUCCUGGCUCAACCAUUUGGCUCACGUUCUCUUUUGCAGCGUAUCUUCUCGAUGACUUUGAACGAUGGCAUAAAGGCCUUCCAGAAGUCAAUCGAUACGUUGGUUUCCAAGGUUGAUGACCCUGUCAUUAGCCAAAAGUUGAAGGCCUUUACCGAUGCGGAUGAGAUUGUUAAGAAUGAAAUCCGUGAAGAAGCGGCCGUAGAAGAUGUUGAUAUCAUUGUGGCCAUCCUUCGAUCGGAGCUGUUGCCGACGGAACUCACAACCGACCAGAUCGGAAAAAUAUUCAACGCAUAUGUUGCUUGGAACCAUGCGGUUGACAAUGUAGACCUGGAGAUGAAGGAAGGAGCACAAUGGUUCGCGCAUAUGAAGCAAUUACUGAAGCUUUACACCCGACAGCGUGACAAGGCCAUGAUGCUCAGCAUUGUCGAAGAACCCGUGACACUCCAACUUUUCCGUGACCUGUUCACGAUCUUCUACGAACCGUUGGUGAGGGUUUACAAGUCGGCAAAUGUAUACAGCAGCAUCACCGAUUUCGCUUUGUUUGCAGACGACGCCGUUGCGGUGAUUGAGAAAUGCCAGAGACAAGAUGUUUCAGCUGACCCUAACCAAACCGUUCAAGCCUUUAUCGAUCUUUGUGAGCGCCACGAGGCCAACUUUUACAAGUUUAUCCAUGAGGUCCACCUUCACGACAAUGGCCUGUUUGGCUCCCUGAUGACCUGGAUCGAGGAGAUUCUUGAUUUCCUGCGCAAAGGACCCAGCAGUGGCAAGCUUGACAUGAAUGCGUUGUUCCACGGGGCCAUGGACGUUGGACAGGUUGACAAGGAGAAGGCACUCAAGGAGAUCAACUCUCUCAUCGUAUGGCAUGAGGACAGGAAGCGCUGGCAUUUGAACAAGACCCGGCAAAAGAUGGCCGCUGAAGGAACUGGAAACGAUCCUUUCCCUACAUUCAAGGGAAGUGACUUCGGUCUAGAUGAGGCCGACCUUGACGAUCUUGCCAUUUCAGAUGCCGAAUCGGAAGAUGAGGAGGAAGCGGACGAGGAAGAGGACCUCGACCCUAUUGUUGCCGAACGACGACGGCGAUCCAAGAAACAGGACCAGCUUCGCCGCACAGCAGGUGAGCCGGUCAAGCCGGAGGUUGAGGAGAUUCUCAAGCUAUUAGAGCCAUUCGGGGUGAUGCUGAGACUUGUUCUUGCUGAAUAAGUCCGGUAGCCUCGUCAAUGAUACCCUGCAUAUCAGUCGUAUUAUAUACUUAGACUUGGUCGAUAUGGCACUGCAUGCAUUGCAUUACAUUAAUACAUUAUUAGUGUUGUGGUUGAGGAUUUUUAACACCUGGCACUUAUCUAGAUAUAGAGUAAUCGAAUCAAUAUUAUCUUCUAUGCUUCUUGUACGUGAUGC
Messenger RNA from Aspergillus wentii DTO 134E9, 3385 nucleotides. RefSeq lists its product as uncharacterized. Bases 485 to 3190 code for a protein of 901 amino acids. The record is from RefSeq and is a predicted model, not a curated record. Gene Ontology annotation, molecular function: phosphatidylinositol binding. The transcript is spliced from 7 exons. Lineage: Eukaryota; Fungi; Ascomycota; Eurotiomycetes; Eurotiales; Aspergillaceae.